AAUUGUCAAUGUGUGCUGCUUAUAUAGGCUCGUAAUGAUGAAUGACAGGCCUGAAUGAUUAAGCUCCUCCCGAACCUACGUUUGGAACUUCAUUUAAAGAAGAGACAGUGAUUUGGUGCAAGUCACCAUGAUUGGCAUAGAGCUUUAACUUGCUACAGAAAAACUGCUACACUGGAAAUCUACAGCAUUUUUUAUUUCUUUAUUUAUUUUUUUGCUCAAAAGAGGAAGCAUUUGGAUUUUGGAGCAGUAUGGAUGUCUAUUGCACACUCUUGAUGCUUACUGUGACUCUACCAACAUCACAUCUGUACAGCGUAAAAAGCUUGCUACAGUUCAGGGAAAUGAUUAAAUGUGCAUUACCGGACAGUUCCCCGCUGUUGGAUUUUGCUGACUAUGGCUGCUUCUGUGGUUUAGGUGGUACAGGGACGCCUGUUGACCAGCUCGACCAGUGUUGUUUUACCCAUGAUGCCUGCUAUGGCAGAGUCCUGACGUACUGCUCAUUACUGUUUGACAAUCCCUACACAAACUCUUAUGACUACAAAUGCGAUAAGAAUACCAAAACAAUCACAUGUCUGGACAGUAAUGAUGCGUGCGAUAUGUUAGUCUGCCAGUGUGACAAGUCUGCAGCGGAGUGUUUUGCUCAAUCCCCUUACAACACCUCCAAUAAUCAUCUGUCCUCGAAUGUUUGCAGCUCAGCUUCCAGAGAGAUCAGCAGCUUUCUCACCGCUCUCACUGCAUUCACAGUCACUCUCACACUCCUAUACAACAACUAA
Molecule: messenger RNA, 770 nt
Organism: Labeo rohita (rohu)
Lineage: Eukaryota; Metazoa; Chordata; Actinopteri; Cypriniformes; Cyprinidae
Product: phospholipase A2-like
Exons: 5
Coding region: 249-770 (173 amino acids)
Biological process (GO): arachidonate secretion; lipid catabolic process; phospholipid metabolic process
Molecular function (GO): phospholipid binding; calcium ion binding
Source: RefSeq, a predicted model, not a curated record